AUUCAACUAAAGAUCUAGUAUAAAGGACCUGGGAAAUGGGGACUCCUCAAUUAUCACCACAGUGUAUUCUACACAGAAUAUCUACAAAAAAUGUCUGCAAUCCCCCCCGACUCCUGCAUCCUCGUCACCGGCGUCAACGGCUACGUCGCCUCUCACACAGCCGAUCAGCUCCUGCACCACGGCUACAGAGUACGCGGAACCGUCCGCAGCCCGUCCAAAAGCCAAUGGAUCAAGGACCUCUUCGACCGGAAAUACGGACCCGGGCGGUUCGAGCUGGCCACAGUCGAGGACAUGACACGUCCCGAUGCCUUCGACCGCGCAAUCAAAGGCGUCUCGGGCAUCGCCCACGUCGCAACUAUCUUCGGCCACACGGCAGACUUGAUCGCCAGCGUUGUCGCUACAAAUGAGAACCUGCUCGCCAGCGCCGCUGCGGAACCCACGGUCCGCCGAUUCGUGUAUACCUCGUCGUCUGAGGCGGCGACGUUCUCGUCGUUCCUGGAUCAUCAGGAUGGGAGAGACGCGCAUAUAACAGCGAACACAUGGAAUGAGGAGGCCGUGCGGCGGUAUCAACACGAUGGCGCGGAGGGCCCUAAAGCCGGGUUUGACAUGUACGCGGCGAGCAAGACGCUAGGCGAGCAGGCGGUUUGGAAGUGGGUGGAGGAGAACCGGCCAGGGUUUGUAGUGAAUACAGUUCUUCCCUCCGUCGUCUUCGGGGCUUCCAUUGCCCCUGAGGCGCAAGGCCAUGCGUCGUCCUCGGCGUGGCCGGCGGCGCUCUUCAGAAAUGAGUUCGAUCGCGUAUGGCCGUUUCUGCAACAUGUUAUUCCUCAUGGAGCCUACUGCGUGGAUGCGAAGGAUGUGGCGCUUCUGCAUCUGGCGGGGCUUGUUCACGCGGACGUGAAAAGUGAGCGUCUAUUCGCGUUUGGAGUCCCGUUUACCUGGAACGAGAUUAUCUCUGUGUUUCAGGCUUGGUUUCCUGAUCGUCAGUUUGCGUCUGAAGUGCCCGGUCAGACGGGAGCGGAGCGGUUUGAGAUUGAGCCGGCUGCUCGCGCGCAGGAAGUGCUGAGGGAGAUGGGAAAAUCGGAUUUCUCGAGUCUGGAGGAGAUGUUGAAGGCGAAUGUGUCGGACUUGGUGGAGGGUUUAUAG
Messenger RNA from Aspergillus steynii IBT 23096, 1143 nucleotides. Its product is annotated as NAD(P)-binding protein. The transcript is spliced from 4 exons. Gene Ontology annotation, molecular function: oxidoreductase activity, acting on the CH-OH group of donors, NAD or NADP as acceptor. Lineage: Eukaryota; Fungi; Ascomycota; Eurotiomycetes; Eurotiales; Aspergillaceae. The record is from RefSeq and is a predicted model, not a curated record. Bases 91 to 1143 code for a protein of 350 amino acids.